Messenger RNA from Seriola aureovittata, 541 nucleotides. RefSeq names its product general transcription factor IIH, polypeptide 5 (gene gtf2h5). Gene Ontology annotation, biological process: transcription by RNA polymerase II; transcription initiation at RNA polymerase II promoter; nucleotide-excision repair. The coding region runs from base 159 to 374 and encodes 71 amino acids. Gene Ontology annotation, cellular component: transcription factor TFIIH core complex; transcription factor TFIIH holo complex. The transcript is spliced from 3 exons. The record is from RefSeq and is a predicted model, not a curated record. NCBI's taxonomy places the organism in Eukaryota, Metazoa, Chordata, Actinopteri, Carangiformes, Carangidae.
UCGCAGAAGAUUGUCCCUCGACACACACCGUACGUCACCGUACGAUGCUUUGAGAAGCUAAAGCUUUCACAUUAGUCAGUCCUCUCUCGUCUUCGUUAACUUCUUCGCCUGAAUAUAAUCAGGUUUUGAGCAUUGUGGACUUCUCUGCACCUGUCAACAUGGUCAACGUACACAAAGGUGUCCUUGUUGAGUGUGAUCCUGCCAUGAAACAGUUCCUCCUCUACCUGGAUGAAACAAUGGCCUUGGGAAAGAAGUUCAUCCUCAAGGACCUUGAUGACACACAUGUCUUUAUCCUGGCAGAGGUGGUUCACACCCUCCAGGAUAGAGUUGGCGAGUUAAUGGACCAGAAUUCAUUCCCCAUCACGCAGAAAUAACUUUUUCAAAGAACUGUCUAUUCUUGGACUACAGACUCUUCAUGAAAUGAACACUGCAAUGUUUUAAAUGCAGACUGAAAUAGAAAAAUUGCUGUAUUUUUUUGUUAUAUUACUGUGAAAAAACUGUAAGUAAAAAACAGAGCAUUUUGCUUCUUGGUUGCACCAUG